GAUGCACCUCAGCUUCUCGACUCGUGUAAGUAUAGAAAGGAGAUGCAUUCUCCACCCACAUGACCCUGUCCGACAGGCUGCAUGUUCCUUGUCAUCGCUUCUCGUUCCCGUUUCAUUCCUUGUUACCUCUUUCACGAUCUCAUGACUUACAUGUCGCAAACCCCAAACGCAUCAUAGACCAGCUCAACAGCUGCUGUCAGGACUCACAUCCCUCGGACGCAUCUGCCGGCAACAUGGGCGUUGAACAGGCCACGCGGUCCUCCGGGAAGAGAGCCAUGAUGAAGCAGAUCAACACCCUGGAGCCGUCGGAUCCAGCAUCCUCGCCUCACUGGCCACUACCCGCCCUACCACUGGAGAAUGGCUCACAACAGAAGUCGACGCCUCGAUCGAAGCAUUGGAGCCGCAGAGUCUCGUCCUUCCUGCCGGACAAGCGUUUCAGCAAAGACACUCGCACGUUGCCAUUGACACCGGUCCCUGCCAGACGGACGCCAGGCUAUAUCCCCGAGGAGAUGGCUGCUUGCCGCAUGCCCAAUUACAUUUAUGACGAGACCCAAGAGACCAACGAAGAGGAGAUGAAGGCGUUGCAGGACUUGACCUCAGUCAACCGACAAGCUGCCGUUCGCAUUGCCAAUCUGAAGGCCCAACUCACGGACAUCACACUUCGGAUCAGGGAUGUCAAAACGAAGAAGUCCACCAUCAGCCCUGCGCACAACGCCUCGAACCUUUCGUUGCCGAUCGUGGAAGAGGAAGUCAGGGACACAACCAUGCGAGACGAGCUCGAGGGAUCCAUCCACCGACUGCUGAAAACGCAGCCGUCGUCGCGUUCGAUCAAAGACACAAGACAGCAAGAUUUGUCAUCCCUGUUUGAGCAAGUCGAUCGUGAGUUCGAUGCCACCUUCAAACCAUACGAGGGGUCCUUCGAGGGCGAGGCACGAGAGCCGGCUCCAUUGAGCGAGGGCUGGACAUGGCCUGACUCCGACACCGACUUGUCCCUGACCCUCGACACAUCAUUCACCGGCACCCACCGCACCUCCAAUUCCGGCUCGUCUGCAGCUUACACUCAAGUCUUCAGCAAUGCCUCCUCCGCCACGAUGAGCACGACGAACACCUUCGGCGGCGACCUGUAUGAUACGCUGGACGCAUUCCCCAACCCACCUUCCUUUGAAUCGAAACGCGAGUACCACUGCCGCAACGACUCCGAAAAGAGCAACAUUACCGUCGCGAGCGUGGCGUCGGUCGAGUCAGAGAUUCCCGUCGUGCUGAUGGCGAAGCACGGGUACAGCAAGCCGAAAUCGUUCGCGAAAGUCGAGCCCGUCAACAUCACACGAACAAACACAAUCUGCAGUAAACGAAUGCCGAGUCCCAUGCCACCGUGGCAAUCACCCGCCUUCCCUCCUCCGCCUGUACCAACAGACAUACCCGCACACCCUAUCUCUCCCGCCCAAGAGUGCCACGCCAUCACCAGCGAUCGCCCGAUUACGAUCUUCUCGACCCCUCGCACCGGGUUCGAAACUACUAUACCCCCUCGAAACGUCGCCAAGGACAGUGUCAUCAGCGAGACGGCCAUUCGCCCUCCAUACUACAGACCCGACCCCGUACGCUCUCAUCCCCCCAUCCGUCCGGAGUAUGAGCGAUCAGGGCGGUCCGAUGUGUCCGUGGACUGCAACGCCCGCUUCCGAUCAACAUACCGCGUCCCCGAACUGCGACCGCUGCCGGAGAAAGACGCCGAGCGGCGCCUGCAAUGUUCGCCCGCCGAAGCUCGCCGACACGUCGAGGGCGUCAGCUCCGCUACCAAGCUCGCGCGCUACUACUCCUCGCAAGACGCCAUCGCCACCUACACCGCACCGGGCGCGCGCUCCAACCGGUCCAGCGUGGAGAAGGCCUCGAAGGCGUGGAGUCUCAGCCGGCUCGUCAAAGCGCGCAAGCAAGAGGCUGCCAACGCAGCAGCAGCGGCAGCGCGAACGAGCAGCGGCAACGCAAGCACGCGCUCCAAAUCCGUCUGGAAAUGGCCCUUCCGCCCCAAGACCAUGGCCGUCUUCCGCCGCACCAAGUCCCCCGCUCCCGCGGCGAAGGAUGCCGCAGGCGCCGCAGCCGCUGUCUCGCGACCUCGCCCUCGUCCCCGAACUCAGACCCGCGAAGCCCGUGAGGCCGCGCAAUCAGGCAUGCUCGCCCGCGGCAGCUUCGGCUUCCACUUCCAGCAAAUCCUCAUGUCAGAGCUGGCGGACGCAACGCAGCCGCGUCCCGACACCACCGGCAGGACAUCGUCGCACAGAGCGACGCAAGCGCCGUCGACGACACAGCGAGCCGCGUGCCGCCUUUCGACCGUCGGGAGCAAAAUCCUGAGCAGCAAUGGCAGCUGCAGCUCGAUUUUCACCGCCAUGUUGGAGCCCGGGGCUAGCGAUGCCGGCAGGACUACGAAGAGCUUCUACUCCGAUUACCCUGGCUCACAGUACAUUCGUCGACCGUCGAAUUCGACCGGCCGCUCGGCGUAUCCUGGGCAGGACUCCGCCUCCUUUACUGCCUCUUCUUCUGGCUCUUCUUACCGGCGACAACGGCCCACAAUAGUGGAGGUGCAGGAAUGAUGCUCUCCUGCGCAAUGGGAAUGGUGGCGUGUGGUGUAUUAUUCCCCAUGAUUUGAAUGUGUUUAAUGAUAAUGAACGGAUGGAUCCGAGGGUAUACCCUGCAUUGUGAUAUUGCGAUU
Messenger RNA from Neohortaea acidophila, 2701 nucleotides. RefSeq lists its product as uncharacterized. NCBI's taxonomy places the organism in Eukaryota, Fungi, Ascomycota, Dothideomycetes, Mycosphaerellales, Teratosphaeriaceae. Bases 60 to 2582 code for a protein of 840 amino acids. The transcript has a single exon. The record is from RefSeq and is a predicted model, not a curated record.